Molecule: messenger RNA, 1197 nt
Organism: Caenorhabditis bovis
Lineage: Eukaryota; Metazoa; Nematoda; Chromadorea; Rhabditida; Rhabditidae
Source: the annotation of a GenBank genome assembly
AUGGCCAAUAAAAGGAAAUCUGAUGAGGAGGAGCAGUUAAAUCAGGAAGUAAAACGGGUAAAAAAGCAACGAAUUUUCAACAUAAACUCUCAUCCAAAGCGAAAAAUUGCUAUCCAAUUCUUUUAUCUUGGUUGGGAACAUGAUGGAUUGGUUCAGCAAACAAACACAGAUAAUACCGUUGAACAGCACCUGAUGACGGCACUGCUUAAAACGCGACUUAUAAGUGAUUGGAAUACCUGCGAAUACUCACGGUGUGGCCGAACCGACAAGGGUGUCUCAGCGUUCCGUCAAACCGCCGCAUUCAUUGUAAGAUCGUGCUGCAAAAACGCUGACAACGCGUUUUGGGAUGAUAGCGUUGACGACGAAACAAAGAAAAAUUAUCCGGAGAAUAAUGAGGAGAUGAAUUACCUCAAAAUGUUGAAUAGUGUCCUCCCGACGACUAUUAGGAUAUUCUCAUGGGCACCAGUGCCAAGAAAAUUCAGCGCUCGUUUCGACUGUAACGGUAGAAUUUACAAGUAUGCGCUGCCAAAAGCGGAUUUGAAUGUUGAGAGAAUGAGAGACGCUGCUUCACGUUUAAUCGGUGAACACAAUUUCUCAAAUUUCUGCCAAAUCGACAUGAACGAAAAGAGAUUGGAGCAGUCAUACACGAGAAAAAUCUACAAGGUUGAGAUUGAAGAGAUUUCAAGAGAUUCGAACAGGCCCGAAUUUGAUAUGCUUGAGGUUACCGUAACCGGAAGCGGAUUCUUGUGGCACAUGAUUCGGUACAUUGUCAGCGUUCUUCAUGAAAUCGGAAGGGGCAAUGAGGAACCGGAACUGGUCACGCAGAUGCUGGAUUUGAACAUGUUCCCAAGUCGCCCGCAAUAUUAUAUGGCGUCAAAUACUCCAUUGUGCCUUUUUGACAACAAGUAUGAUAAUUGUGAUAUUCAAUGGAAUACGGAUGAGACACAACUCAAUAUUGCAAUUAUUGCGGUGCAAAAGCAGUGGGCCGCGUUUCAAGCAAGAAGCCGGAUGAUGGAAAAUAUGCUUGGAGAGCUUACGUCGAUGCAUCCAAAUUUGGAAACCACAAAAGGUCUUCAUGAAUUCAUCCAGGAUCGGCCCAUCUCAUCAAAUUAUGCGAAGUUCGUUGACCGACCUAGAUGUGCAACUUUGCAGGCAAAACGGGAAAGAUUGGCCGAAAUGAAAAAAGCGACCAAUUGA